UUGCUCCCGACGCCAGGGCUGACCAUUAAGAGUAACGCCUAGGUCCAGGACGAAGACCAGCAAAGCAGUCCCCAAGAUUUCUACAGCCACUUAGAUCCAAUUUCGUUGGUCAUUAAUUGACUUUGAUAGGACAGGAGAACUACGAAUUAAGGAGCAUCAAGAAUUACUUACGAGUACAAAAAAAGAGAAAGAGUUUGUUUUUUUUCUACUUUCGACCUUAGCAUCAAGUUCUUUUCUUUCAGUCAGUUUAAGUAACCUAGCAACAAUGCGUUCUUGGCUCACAACGUUUCUCUGUUUGACGGGAACACUGAUAGCAGCUCACGGGCUCAGACAUAGCGCUCACCUAGAAAAGCCGUUGACCGACACCUUGAACCAUGGGACCGACUACCAAACUAUUUUUUUAAACCGCCAAAUUAGGAGUGCUUCAGACGGAUUGCCCUGUGUAUCAGUUUCAUUUUUGACAGAGUUAAAAGAACGUUUUGUCCGGUGGCUGGACCACAACAAUGACGGCCAGUCCACGUUCGACGAGGUCAAGAACUACAUUCGAAGGUUCAAAGCUGGCGUCACAGAUGACGUAGUGGCAGCGUUUAUUAAAAGGCGAGACAGUAACGGUAAUGGAGCCUUAGACUUUGUCCCAGAGUACGUUCAAGACAUGUCUGUUCCUGAUAACACCCCGGAGGGCGCUACAGAGUGGUUCCGGCUUCAUGAUACCAAUGAUGACGGCUUGGUCACACAAUCAGAACUUGAGAACGUAGCGAUUGCUAUCGGAAUGUCUCCCGAAGAUGCCGCGGCGACAGUUCAAGGAUAUUACAUGUCAUCUGAUCUAGACAAAGAUGGCAAACUGACAUUUGAUGAGUUCAAGAAACUGUACACGCUUUAAGAAAGAAGGGAAACAGCUUCUCAAGAAAUCAUUACAUGAUUAUUUUAAUCCAUUUUUUAAACACUUCUCAUUUUUAAAAGCAUUCCAUAUUUUAAAAUCGUAAUAUAAAAUCAAUUAAAAAUUUAAUUAACUUACUUGAAAUUUUUUUAAAAAUUUAAUUCCUAGAAAAGAUUUUUGAAGAUAUAAUAGCGGCUGAUACAAUUAAUUUUGUAAUUAUAAAUACAAUUGAAGUUAUGAUACUUUGAUGUUUUCAGGCUACACAGCACCCACCUUAGCACGUGACUUAGAAAUAUGUUAACCACGGAACUGUAAGGAACACAAAGUUAUGGUCCUCAUUACAUUUCAAAUCCUCCUCUUAUUUACGCAUCCUAUAGUCUUGAUGACUAUUUUUCUUCAAACCAAAUGAAUUGAGCAGAUUAGAUCAAUACAAAAAUAUGAUUACCUUUUGUAUGAUUUCAUGGUGACGUCAGUCUGUUACAAGAUAUUUCUUUUAGGACAAAUCUGUUUACAGUUUUAUUUCUUUUAAAGAUCACAAGACUAAAAACUCAUAACAUCAUAGUCAGGCCUCAUACCGUUUGGCUUAGUUGAACACCUACCGCUGAUAUUGUUUCCAAGUAAUGUCGGGGAGGUGGAAGAGACAUUUCAAUCCCCCCCCCCCCCAAAAAAAAAGGUGUAUCCCAUCCAAGACCCAUGCUCAUUAUUUGCAUGGACAUUAAAAUCACCUGGAAGAUAUUCUUUAGUAGCCUCGUACUUUAGACCAAGUCUAAGAGCUUAUUACUUACAAACUGGUAAGCAGAUUAUAUAGAUAUAGGUUUCAGUUCUGUACUAUACGUUUGAAGCACAACUUGAGCCAUAUGGAAUCUCCCACAGAAACAAGGCGUUGGCUAAUGUUACUUAUAAACAUUGAUCACGUGACUGUUGUCUAGUUGUCCUAGUUUCUGUCUCAAGAGAAAGCAAUAAUCAAAUAAAUUAAUGGCAGAAACUUUCA
This is a messenger RNA of Biomphalaria glabrata, 1868 nucleotides long. RefSeq lists its product as uncharacterized. Bases 266 to 880 code for a protein of 204 amino acids. The record is from RefSeq and is a predicted model, not a curated record. NCBI's taxonomy places the organism in Eukaryota, Metazoa, Mollusca, Gastropoda, Planorbidae. Gene Ontology annotation, molecular function: calcium ion binding. The transcript has 7 exons.